AUGACUAUCAAACACAAUAUAUUCAUUGUCGUUGUUCUUAUUCAUUUUAUUGUUUAUCAGGCAAAUAGCGUAUCACCAGUUCCUGGUAGAAAAGUUACAACGGCAUAUGGAGUGAAAGGUAAGCUUUGGGUACUUGGUUAUCAUACAGGAGCUGACUAUGCAUGUCCUAUUGGAACAAAAGUGGUAGCAACCAGAGAUGGAGUUGUUAAAAAUAUAAACUGGGGUGCAGGUUUAGGAAUACAUAUCAUAAUUGAAUCCAAAGAUGCCAAUGGCAAAUCGGUUCGACAUUUAUAUGCACAUCUAAGUAAAAAAUUGGUGAAAGCUGGUGAUAAAGUUAAAGCUGGACAAGAAAUAGCCAAAAGUGGAAACACAGGGCAAGUUACUGGCCCACAUCUUCAUUAUGCAGAACGAGUAUCACCAUUUGCUUAUGCUAAUCAUCGGAAACCACAAUAUAAUUCGUAA
Messenger RNA from Rotaria sp. Silwood1, 462 nucleotides. Lineage: Eukaryota; Metazoa; Rotifera; Eurotatoria; Philodinida; Philodinidae. The record is from the annotation of a GenBank genome assembly.